Molecule: messenger RNA, 764 nt
Organism: Astrephomene gubernaculifera
Lineage: Eukaryota; Viridiplantae; Chlorophyta; Chlorophyceae; Chlamydomonadales; Astrephomenaceae
Source: the annotation of a GenBank genome assembly
AGGUACAUGAGUGGUGUGGAAGUUUACAGGAGUUGCAGAUGAUGUUUGCUGGUGGCCUUAUUCGCAUAGCAAGAUAGGGUGUUUUUGAGAUGCCGGGGCGCGGGCAGCGCCAUGAUCUUGGCGGCGUGCCAGUAUUAGUUGUCGAAAACGUCCAAGACUACCGCGAGUGCGUUCCCCAUUACAUUUCAAAAGAAGAUAUCGUGCUGGAGGCAGGAGCUGCACAAGGCUGCACAACGGCAGUUGUUGCAAACUAUGCCGCUGAGGUCAUUGGCAUCGACAAGAGCCCUUUCAACGUAAACGUGGCCCAGGGGCGGUAUCCCCAAAUCGCUUUCCACGAAAUCGAUGCGUUUGACAUCUCCGGAAUACAAAAGCUCAACAGGCCUUUUACAAAAAUCUUCCUGGACAUCAGCGGCUCCCAACCCGUCGGGCCCCUUGCAACGCUCCUUGAAAAGUACGAGCGUGCCUUCCCGACUGUGAACCUGUUCGUGGUCAAGUCAUAUCGACUCAAGAAGUUGGUGGGCAGCAGCACCGUCUUCCCGGAGCAGGUUCUUGGCACGACACGUAACCGCACCGCCGCUUUCAUGCUACGGAGAAAGGAAGACAACACGACAGCCCACGGAAACACGCGAUCCAGCAUUUGCACAACAGUUGCACGGCGAGCAGCUGUGGUCUGCGCAGCAGUGGCCGCGUUCAGCGCUGGAUUCAUGUUCGGCACUGUGCGCCGGCGGAAUCAGGGCAAGUCAGGGUGACUAAACCUGGGCGCA